This is a messenger RNA of Alnus glutinosa, 4145 nucleotides long. RefSeq names its product trafficking protein particle complex II-specific subunit 120 homolog. NCBI's taxonomy places the organism in Eukaryota, Viridiplantae, Streptophyta, Magnoliopsida, Fagales, Betulaceae. The transcript is spliced from 10 exons. The coding region runs from base 207 to 3809 and encodes 1200 amino acids. Gene Ontology annotation, cellular component: trans-Golgi network. The record is from RefSeq and is a predicted model, not a curated record.
GCCAUCCCAUUGGGUUAUGCCGUUAGGCAUUUCUCGUGCGGCCUAACACCGACCCUCCGAAUUCAACUCGCUUGUCACUCCACUCUCUCUCUUGCGCGCGCGCUUUGUUUAGGGUGACACUGUCGAACGUCGUCGAUCCGAAUGGUCCCGAUCUGAUACGCCCAUCCCCACAGCGAAACCCUGCGCCCUCCUCUCCGAUCUCGAGAAUGGAGCCAGACGUGAGCAUCGAGACUUCGUGCAUGAUCCGAGUGGCGGUCCUGCCGAUCGGGACGGUCCCGCAGAGCCUCCUGCGGGAGUACCGGUCGAUGCUGGAGCGGCACCAGACGAUCCCGCUCUCGGGGAUGAGCUCGUUCUACACGGAGCAUCAGAAGUCGCCGUUCGCGCAUCAGCCCUGGGACUCCGGCAGCCUCCGGUUCAAGUUCGUCCUCGGCGGCUCCCCGCCCAGUCCCUGGGAAGACUUCCAGUCCAACCGCAAGAUCCUCGCUGUCAUCGGCAUCUGCCACUGCCCUUCCUCCCCAGAUCUCGACUCCGUCAUCGACCAUUUCGGCUCCGCCUGCAAGGGUUACUCGUCCGCGCUCGUCCACCGCUGCUUCGCUUUUUGCCCCGGCGAUUCGCAGCUGGAGGACGGCAGUAAAAAGGGGGGUAACUUAAUGUUGUUUCCACCUUCUGACCUUCAAACUCAAGAGUUCCACUUGCAGACGAUGAUGCAAGACAUUGCUGCCUCAUUGUUGAUGGAAUUUGAAAAGUGGGUUCUUAAGGCAGAAUCUGCUGGAACUAUACUGAAGACGCCGUUAGAUUCUCAAGCCAGUCUCAGCUCAGAGGAGGUCAUCAAGGCCAAAAAGCGAAGACUUGCCCGGGCACAAAAGACUAUAGGUGAUUACUGUUUGUUGGCAGGAUCACCUGUUGAUGCUAAUGCCCACUAUUCUACUGCAUUAGAGCUUGCAAGAUUGACUGGUGAUUACUUUUGGUAUGCUGGGGCGAUAGAGGGUAGCGUUUGUGCUUUACUGCUAGACCGAAUGGGCCAAAACGAUCCGGUUUUGGAGGAGGAGGUUAGGUAUCGGUACAAUAGUGUCAUCUUGCAUUACAGGAAGUCAUUUAUACAAGACAAUGCUCAGAGAGUUUCACCCCUAAGCUUUGAACUUGAGGCCACAUUGAAAUUGGCAAGGUUCCUUUGCAGAAGAGAGCUGGCUAAGGAGGUAGUGGAGUUGUUGACAAGUGCUGCCGAUGGUGCUAAAUCAUUAAUUGAUGCCAGUGAUAGGCUAAUAUUAUUUGUUGAAAUAGCCCGUUUAUAUGGCGCUCUUGGUUAUCAGCGAAAAGCUGCCUUUUUUUCGAGGCAGGUUGCUCAGUUGUAUCUGCAACAAGAAAAUAGACUGGCUGCUAUUAGUGCCAUGCAAGUUUUGGCAAUGACAACAAAGGCGUAUCGUGUUCAAAGUAGAGCAUACACCUCUGAACCUUCUCUUCCUGAUAGGCAAAUUGUAUCAAGUCAUGCUGAUGGCGGGAAAAUGCAUCAUCAGUCAGUAGUCUCCUUAUUCGAGUGUCAAUGGAGCACACUGCAGAUGGUUGUACUAAGAGAGAUUCUGAUCUCGGCAGUUCGUGCGGGAGAUCCUCUUGCUGCAUGGAGUGCAGCGGCACGCCUACUAAGAUCUUAUUAUCCUCUAAUCACACCUGCCGGGCAAAAUGGCCUGGCUAGUGCACUCUCAAGUUCAGCAGAUAGGCUUCCAUCAGGAACACGCUGUGCUGAUCCUGCCUUACCUUUCAUAAGGUUGUAUUCUUUUCCUCUCCAUCCCUCACAAAUGGACAUUGUAAAACGCAAUUCAGCAAGAGAAGAUUGGUGGGCUGGAUCUGCUCCUUCUGGGCCUUUUAUUUAUACGCCAUUCAGCAAAGGAGAGCCAAAUAAUAGCAGCAAACAGGAGCUGACCUGGGUGGUCGGAGAACCCGUCCAGGUCUUGGUGGAGUUAGCAAAUCCAUGUGGGUUUGACUUAAGGGUUGAUAGUAUCUAUCUCUCCGUGCAUUCUGGAAAUUUUGAUGCUUUCCCUGUUAGCGUGAAUCUUCCGCCUAAUUUAUCAAAGGUGAUCACCUUAUCAGGAAUCCCAACUUCAGUUGGGCCAGUGACAAUUCCUGGGUGCAUGGUUCAUUGUUUUGGUGUUAUUACUGAACACCUGUUCAGGGAUGUUGACAAUCUGUUACUUGGAGCAACACAAGGACUAGUGCUUUCUGACCCUUUUCGAUGCUGUGGAUCUGCAAAGUUGAGGAAUUUAUCUGUUCCAAAUAUUUCUGUUGUACUGCCACUGCCAUUGCUAGUGUCACACGUUGUUGGUGGUGAUGGUGCCAUUAUAUUAUAUGAAGGUGAAAUUCGCGAUGUAUGGAUUAACCUGGCUAAUGCAGGUACAGUUCCAGUUGAGCAGACACAUAUUUCACUAUCAGGGAAAAACCAAGAUUGUGUCACCUCAGUGGCAUAUGAAACCCUAAAAGCUGCCCUCCCUUUGAAGCCUGGUGCAGAAGUGACCAUACCUGUGACCUUAAAAGCCUGGCAACUUGGCUUAUUGGAUUCUGAUGGCAGGAGUGCCUCUGGUAGCAUGGUAAGGCACUCCAAAGAUGGAAACAGCCCCACAUUGUUGAUCCAUUAUGCAGGGCCACUGUCAAAUUCUGUAGUUCCUCCAAAAAGUGGGUCUGCUGUGCCACCUGGUAGACGACUGGCUGUUCCUUUGCAGAUUUGUGUUUUGCAGGGUUUGUCCUUUGUAAAGGCUCGAUUGCUUUCAAUGGAAAUACCUGCCUGCGUGGGUGAAAGCCUUCCUAAGCCGGUUGAUGUGGAUAAUAUCUCUACUGAAGGAGCUAUUGGUUCUGAAGGUAAAAUAGACAGAUUGGUGAAAAUUGAUCCUUUUAGAGGAAGUUGGGGACUUCGAUUUCUUGAACUCGAGUUGUCUAAUCCAACUGAUGUUGUGUUUGACAUUAGUGUUUCUGUUCAGUUGAAGAACUCUGGCAAUGAGGAUAACCUUUCUGCUGACCAUGAUGCUACUGAUUACGGUUAUCCUAAAACUAGAAUUGAUAGGGAUUGCUCUGCGAGGGUACUAAUACCACUGGAGCAUUUUAAAUUACCUAUUCUUGAUGGUUCCUUUUUUAUGAAGGAUAUUCAGGCAAAUGGGAUUGAUGGUGGCAGAAGUUCAAUUUUUUCAGAAAAAAAUACCAAGGCUGAACUGAAUGCUUCUAUCAAGAACCUCAUAUCUAGAAUAAAAGUAAGGUGGCAUUCAGGGCAGAAUAGCUCUGGAGAAGUAAAUAUUAAGGAUGCUAUACAGGCAGCACUCCAGACAUCUGUAAUGGAUGUACUGCUGCCAGAUCCAUUGACAUUUGGCUUUAGGCUUGCUAGAAAUGAUCUUGAGCCUGCAAAACUUGAUUCACCUAUAGAGUUCGAUAAUCAUGUUCACUCGGCUGCGUCUAGAGGUUCUGUGCUAGCACAUGACAUGACUCCUAUGGAAGUUCUGGUUCGUAAUAACACCAAGGAUAUGAUUAAAUUGGGUCUCAGUAUUACAUGCCGAGAUGUAGCUGGAGAAAAUUGUGUAGAGGGUGCCAAGGCAACUGUCCUAUGGGCUGGCGUUCUGAAUGGGAUCACUAUGGAGAUUCCGCCACUUCAAGAAAUCAAGCAAUCUUUCUCUUUGUAUUUUCUCGUCCCCGGUGAAUAUACACUGGUUGCUGCUGCAUUGAUAGAUGAUGCUAAUGACAUCCUCAGGGCUCGAGCAAGGACCAAUUCUCCUGAUGAGCCUAUUUUCUGUUGUGGACCUCCAUAUAAUGUCCGUGUCAUUGGGACUGCAUGACAGUUUUUGGUCUGUCCGUAUUGAUUGGGUAAUCUCAUUGCAGAUCACAGUAGAUUUAAGGAUACUGCUCGAAGUAGAUAAAAGUACCAAUUUUUUUUAUUUGGCAGCAGCAUGAGUUACGCAUUGCCUUUUCUUUAUAUACCUCUUUCAGUGAACUCCCUUCCACCCAAAAACGAAGUCCUUUUUUUUUUUUUUUUUGUUUGCUUGUAAAUCCAUGUUUGAGGCAUUGUAUUGAAACACUAUGUUUUGUUGUUAGGAGUUUUGAGGCUGUAUCUGCUUGUACUGUUGUGAAAUAAUUUGUUGCGUUUUACACGGGAAAGAAAUUGAUGUUAGGUA